AUGGAUAAUCAUGGAUCUCACCUCACGUAUGAAUUCAUUGAAUACUGCGAGAAGAAUCGGAUUCUUCUCUACUCCUUCCCACCACAUGCAACCCAUUUUUUGCAGCCUUUAGAUGGAAAGCCAUUUAAACAGUACAAACACUAUCAUGGGCAGGCUGUCACUGAGGCUGCUAUACUUGGAUGGAGUGAUUUUGAGAAGCGGGAGUUCCUUACAGUACUACCAGGUAUUCGGAAGGAGACAUUCAAGACCCAUACUAUCCAAUCAGCCUUUAGAGAUUGUGGAAUCUUCCCUUUUGACCCCUCUCCUGUUAUGGACGAUCUGGAGAAACAAGCAGAGCCCAUUCCAGAUCUACAAAUAUGGGAUGGUGACUCUACCUCUAGUGGUUCCGCCCAGAGCUCUCCUAAAACCAUCAGGCAACUCCGGAAAGAAAUCUCUAAGGCUCGGGCAUCCUUGGAUAAGAUUGAUGGUCAUCUAUCUGCUUUAUCACCAGGCUUAAAUAGGCGUUUGGAGAGGAUAUUUAGUGGUGGUCUAACUCAGGCGGAAUCCAGUGAUCAAACAGCCAUGGAGUUGGACCGAUAUCUCAAAGCUGCAGCACACCAAUCUAAGCCAAAAUCUCGUCGACAAGUUCCUGGACUUAGCCACUCUGGUGUACUAUCAGUGCAGGAUGCCAACAGGCGAAUUGGUGCCCGAAAGAAGGCAGAAGAAAAGAAGGAAGGGCGGCGACUUGGACAGUCUAUUAGGACUUCUUUGGCCACCACUCACCGCAGAUAUGACCGAUUGGAGCUAUGGAUGAUGGGAAUUGAUGAAAAUGCCGACCAGGAAACUAUUGAUAGUAUUUUAAACAAAAACCGAUGA
Molecule: messenger RNA, 855 nt
Organism: Aspergillus chevalieri
Lineage: Eukaryota; Fungi; Ascomycota; Eurotiomycetes; Eurotiales; Aspergillaceae
Exons: 1
Coding region: 1-855 (284 amino acids)
Molecular function (GO): nucleic acid binding
Source: RefSeq, a predicted model, not a curated record